Sparassis crispa is the source of this 807-nucleotide messenger RNA. RefSeq lists its product as hypothetical. The coding region runs from base 1 to 807 and encodes 268 amino acids. The transcript is spliced from 3 exons. Lineage: Eukaryota; Fungi; Basidiomycota; Agaricomycetes; Polyporales; Sparassidaceae. The record is from RefSeq and is a predicted model, not a curated record.
AUGAUGCUCGAUAGAUACAAGCAAGUAGGUCCAAUGAGUGCGAAGAAUCAUUAUCACCGGACACAACUUGAGCAGAAGGCGGUGCCUCUAGGGACCGCAUACAGCCUGGCGCACAUGCUUCUUACACAUGGCUGUUUUUGCGACUAUAUGAGACGUCAACGGAGUACCCCACCGCCGGCUUCAUCUUCGACCAAGGCUGCACUGCCUGUUACAACAUCGGCGAGCCCAUUAGAACUGCACAGAACUUCAUUAUCUGUCGGUGCUAUCAUUGGAGCGGUCCUGGGUGGGAUCAUGGUAGUGCUGUUGAUGUUACUGCUCGUGCGAUCGUUCUGGUAUAGACGCAAGUCUGGGCAGGGGAGUGGACAUGCAUCUUCCGAUCCCGAUCCCCUUCUCGAUGCAACAGAUGACACCGACGUUACACAGAUGGCUCAAGAGAUACCACCUGUUCUGGACAUCUCAAUGGCAACGUUGCUUAGUAUUGCCCCCGCCACUCCUACCAUGCCCGCACUGCGGAGCUCCACCGCUUCCCCUACGCUCCAUUCUUCUUGCCCACCUUCCUCCAACGAGCUUACUCUGCUCGGUCUUAGUGCCGUUGGUGACGGUAUCGUCAGCACCAGCACCGGAGGAAAGUCGUCCAGGUUCUCAGACCCAUACCCGGCGCGUCCUCCUGUCAUUGCAGCGGGCAUUGCGACGGCUGUACCAUUAUAUGAAGGGCAUACUAGUGACCCCGGCAUGCGCUCAACGCUGCCUUCGGAGAGUAGUGUCACAUUGGUUUCGGAUCCGCCACCCCCUUACAUGGCCGACUGA